Molecule: messenger RNA, 2222 nt
Organism: Oryza brachyantha (malo sina)
Lineage: Eukaryota; Viridiplantae; Streptophyta; Magnoliopsida; Poales; Poaceae
Product: ATP-dependent DNA helicase 2 subunit KU80
Exons: 12
Coding region: 135-2192 (685 amino acids)
Biological process (GO): cellular response to X-ray; cellular response to gamma radiation; telomere maintenance
Cellular component (GO): Ku70:Ku80 complex; nucleus
Molecular function (GO): double-stranded DNA binding; damaged DNA binding; telomeric repeat DNA binding
Source: RefSeq, a predicted model, not a curated record
UAAAAAUGUAAAUCUCCUUUUGUACUACUAGUCCCGCCACCGCCUCAGCUUCCUCGUCUCCGCCCCCGCCGCCGCGACCUCCGCCGGCGCCGCGUCCUCCUCCUCCGCGAGACCCAGCGCAGCCGCCGGCCGUCAUGGCUCGCAACAAGGAAGCAUUGGUUUUGCUGUUGGAUGUUGGACCAUCGAUGCAUGGUGUGCUGCAACAAGUUGAGAACGUCUGCUCCACCCUUGUGCUUAAGAAGCUAGUUUAUAAUAGGAGUGAUGAGAUUGGUGUUGUCCUUUUCGGAACUAAAGAAACAUGCAAUGAACUUGCAAAGGAGCUUGGGGGCUAUAAGCAUGUGGUGGUUGCGCGUGAUAUUAAAGUUGUUGAUGAAGAAACAACACAUGCUCUACAAAACCUUCCUAGGGGAACUUCCCCUGGUGAUUUUUUGGAUGCAAUUGUUGUUGGUUUGGAUAUGCUGAUAAGGAAAUUUGGAAAUAUGAAAGGUAAACAGCGUAUGUGUCUAAUCACUGAUGCACAACAUCCAUUAAGAGAUCCUCCCCAAGGAACAAAAAAAGAGCAGGUGGACACUAUUGCAGACCAGAUGAAAAAACACGAAAUGAAGAUGGACUGCAUUGUUUUCAGAGAAUCUGGAGUUCUUCACAAUGCUGUAAUGGAUGAAAAUGACCAAUUAUUAUAUCACUUCAGAGAAAGGUCAGUAGCAAAGGUAGUUCAGGUUGACAGCCCGACAUCGCUCUUAGGUGCUCUCAGGACUAGAAAUAUACUUCCAGUUACUGUCUUCAGGGGAGACUUGGAAGUGAGCUCUAACUUCAAAAUCAAGGUGUGGGUCUACAAGAAAACAUCCGAGGAGAAAUUCCCCAGUUUGAAGAAGUAUUCUGAUAAGGCUCCUGCUAGUGAUAAAUUUGCCACUCAUGAAGUCAAAGUGGAUUAUGAGUACAAAAGUGUUCUAGAACCAGACACUGUUGUUCCACCAGAUCAAAGAAUUAAAGGAUAUCUUUAUGGUCCACAAGUAGUUCCUAUAUCAUCUGCUGAAUGGGAGGCUGUUAAGUUCAAACCUGAGAAAGGUGUGAAGCUUCUAGGUUUUACUGAUAGAUCCAGCAUAUUUCGGCACUAUUUUAUGAAAGAUGUAUUCUCCUUUGUACCAGAACCAGGAAACAGAAAAGCAGCUGUUGCUGUUUCUGCCUUAGCUAGAGCAAUGAGUGAAAUGGACAAGGUUGGAAUUUUACGAUGUGUAUGGAGGCAAGGUCAAGGGAAUGUUGCUUUGGGUGUAUUAACACCAAACAUUUCAUCAGUGAGAAAUGUUCCGGAUUCUUUUUACUUCAAUAUACUUCCAUUUGCUGAGGAUAUCAGAGAGUUUCAGUUUCGGUCCUUCAGCAGCCUGCCAGCAUCAUCUCAGCCUACCGAGGAACAGCAGGAAGCUGCAGAUAACCUGGUGAAGAUGUUAGAUCUUGCACCACCUGGAAGGGAGGAGAUCCUUAAGCCUGAUUUCACACCGAAUCCCAUGUUGGAGAGAUUCUACAGUUUCCUUGAUCUCAAGUCAAAGCAGCCUGAUGCAAAUGUCCCACCACUCAACAAAUGUCUAAAGAGGAUCACUGAACCUGUCAUUGAUUAUCAAGCACCGCUGAUAAAAAAGUUAGGCAAUGCAUUUGAGCUGAAGGAGAACCCCAAGAAAAAGAAAGCACGGACGCAGGACAGAUUGACUUAUACUGGUGCUGAUGAUCAAACUAAAUCAUUAGAUGAGCUUUCUGCAGAGAAGGCUGGGGUUUUGGAAGCUCUAUAUCCUCCAAAAGAGAAGGUUGGGGGGAUUGGCGAUCAUAGUCCUGUCCAAGAUUUUGAAGCGAUGCUAUCACAGAGAUCUAGCUCAGCGUGGGUUCAGAAGGCAAUUGAAGAGAUGCAGAAGUACAUAACUGCUUUAAUACAGGAUUCCCCUGACGGGGAUUAUCACCGAAAGGCACUGGAGUGUCUUGCUGCUUUACGGAAGGCCUGCAUUAUUGAACAGGAACCAAAGGAGUACAAUGGAUUCCUAACUAAGCUCUGUCAGGAAUUUAGGGCGGUCGAUGAUGCAAAAUUUUUUCAGCUUCUCUUGUCCAAGAAUGCUUCACUUAUAAGCAAAGAAGAAGCACCUGAUAGCGAUGUGACGGAAGAGAUGGCGAGAAACUUUUGUCUGAAAUCCGAGCCGUCCUCUCAGUAGCAUCGAGUUCUGACUUCUGAAGGCCUGGAC